This is a messenger RNA of Plodia interpunctella (Indianmeal moth), 2625 nucleotides long. It is a transcript of the gene REG, whose product is annotated as Proteasome regulator gamma. The coding region runs from base 263 to 1000 and encodes 245 amino acids. The record is from RefSeq and is a predicted model, not a curated record. Gene Ontology annotation, molecular function: endopeptidase activator activity. Lineage: Eukaryota; Metazoa; Arthropoda; Insecta; Lepidoptera; Pyralidae. Gene Ontology annotation, biological process: regulation of proteasomal protein catabolic process; regulation of G1/S transition of mitotic cell cycle; positive regulation of endopeptidase activity. Gene Ontology annotation, cellular component: proteasome activator complex; nucleoplasm; cytoplasm. The transcript is spliced from 5 exons.
GAAUCAAUGAUGUUGAAGGUAUACAUUAAUACUAUCUAUAAUUGUUAGAUUUCAUCCUGGAUGAUGUGAAAUAAAUUUUAUUUAUAAGUGCAUUAUUUCUGAGGCUGUAUAUGUUUAUUCGUUUGCCCAUUCAUUAAUUCGUCAUUCAAAGUGUGUGUAUCGCACGCGACGAGUCGAGUAGUUACUGUUAAAAUAAUAAAUCUAUAUUACGAUAUUUUGAAAUUAAUUUGGGGUUUAAAUAAAUUUAAAUCCCUGUAAAACCAUGACAGACGUUGCGAAAAAGGUUCAAGAGUACAAAGACUCUCUUAAGCAGAAGGCAGAACAUUUAAUAAUUAAAGGAUUUCCAGAAAAAAUAGUAAAGUUGAAUGAACUUUUACAAACACCUAAUUUUCAAAAUCGUAAUUUAACUGAUGUUCACCAGGACUUAAACAUUCCAGUGCCACCUCCAGCGGCGCCUUGCACUGAACCAAAUGCGAAGAAACCACGGCUGGACACAUCAGACGCUUCAAGCAACACAACUCUAGACGGCUCUAAAGUAUAUGCUCUCCCAAAUGGAACAGUACCUUGCAACAAACCACUUAGUGACCUCAUACACCUUGUCAAACCUCACAUCAGAGAGCUGGUUGAAGAUUCCAAUCUACUGAAAAUGUGGAUCUCAUUUAUGAUUCCCAAAAUUGAAGAUGGCAAUAAUUUUGGUGUAUCAAUACAAGAGGAUACUCUGGCAGAAAUACAAUCAGUGGAGUCAGAAGCAGCUGCAUUUUUCGACCAAAUCUCACGAUACUUCAUAUCAAGAGCAAAGAUUGUCUCCAAAGUUGCCAAAUAUCCACACAUUGACGACUAUAGAAGAGCUGUGAAAGAACUAGAUGAGAAGGAGUACCUUUCGCUUUGGUUGGUGAUGUGUGAAAUCCGCAACCGCUACUGCUCCCUGCACGAUAUCGUCAUCAAGAACCUCGAGAAGAUCAAAAAGCCACGCUCAUCCAAUGCCGAGUCUCUAUACUAGCCUCCUCAUCUCAAUUAGUGUCUCUUAAGAGAUAAAAGUAACAUUAUGACAAGUCCGAUUAACAACUUCUCACAUUUUAUUCACUAGAUGUGAGUAAUAUUAAAAGAUUCAUGGUCAUAGCUGAUUUUUUUACACCGUAUUUGAGUUAUACCGCACCAUUACCAACCUACAAAAUAACGUUAUUGAAUAGUGCGCUUUAAACUUUCCUCUGUAGACAUAUUUUACAUUGACAACACGAGAUCUUCAAGCAAGUUACUGCUACUGUUAUCAAUGUAAAGUAUGUCUAAAGUAGACGCUAUAAAGUUUACAUUUCAAUGAUCAUAUAAUUACUGGAUGGAAGUGGUUGGGUAUAAUUUAGACCGUGUAUCCUUAGCCUCCAGGUGAGGCAGGUUGCAUCCACAUUGCUUCGACAUUGUCAUUGGUCAUGCUAACUUUCUCUAGUCCCAAUUAUCUUGAUUGCUUUUGUUCUGUUAGAGUUGCUAUAUAACUCUAGAUGUUGCCUGAACAAGUAUUAUAUUGGUAAAAUCAUUAUAUUCAAUGGAUUAAUAAAUUUCUUUAGAUGAUAUUCAUAAAUUUAUUCUUAUAUUCUUAUGGCCUAGUAUGGCCUAGUAUAUCAGGAAUAUAUCAGUUAGGGAUGGGCUUGUUCGUAUAAUAGUUUAGAAUUUUCUAGAAUAAAACUUGUAGUGAAUAAAAUGUGGGACUGUGUUGCCCACUGGUUUUAUAGCAAGCUGAAAUAGUGUUUACAACUGAAGUUUUACUCGGGGAUAAAUUCACAAGACAUUUUAUAUUUAGAAAUAACUAGCAAACAACAAAUUAUUGACUUCUUUGUCAUAAAUAUAUGGCUGAAUGGUUUUCACCGAUUCAGUAUCACUAUUAAAGGCAAGGAAAAUAAAUGUUCACUAUUGAUGUCCGUGGGACAAAUGUUGUUUCAGCUUUUCUGCAGUAUUGUACAAAUAAUAUCCCUAUUUUUAAUAUCAAUAUAAUAAUCUGAAAAUCAAGUAGGUAAAAAUGAGCUAAGUCAAAUAUAAUAUUAUUAAUCUGAAGCUGAAUAUAUUAUUUGAUUUAGCUCUUACAUUUAAGAUCGUAUUAGUAUGAUUGUAAUAUAAAAAUAUAAGAGUCAUACCUAGAUGCGAAUUUAGAGUUAGGAAGUUACAAUCUGUAUGAAGAUUUUUAAAUUUCAAUAAUCACAAUUCCCGCUAACUGACGUAAUUUCGACAUUCCCUUAUAAUUAUUAUGAAAUUUCUAUAAUGAGAUACAUAUUGUAUGUAGCACACCAUAUUAACAUACCUCAUAAUUUUUUAUUGACUGUUAAUAAAACCAGUGUGAUGCAAAUAUUCCCGACCGACAUCAGUGGUUACUAGACAUAGAUUAUAAUUUUAAGUGCGAAAACGUUUUAUGUACUGGCGUAGUCCAUACAUUUACAGAUACUUACAGUUUUCCUAAGUCGAUUAGUAUAUUUAUUUCACUUAGAAAAUUUCGGCUACGAAGUGCCUGUAACUGUGAAGAUUCCGAAUGACGAAUAUCGUCGACCUACAGAUUAAAAUAAGUGAUAACGAUUGGCUGUUUGUCAACAUUUAAUUGAAUAAUAUACCCAAUGUCAAUAAAAAAACCAUUUUUAAUGUGUA